AUGGCUUUGGUGAAAACCAUUAGCAAGAAGACAGAGUUUGACGGUUGUUUGAAGCUGGAAAAGCCGCGGCUGGUGGUCUUUUACUUCUCUGCCAGCUGGUGUCAGCCUUGCCAUUUGAUGGCACCCAAGUAUGCAGAGUUGGCCAACAUGCCGGAAUUCGUCAAUAUCGAGUUCGUCACGGUCGAUGUGGAUGAAGCUGAGGAGACAGACUUGGGCGUGGACGAAACGGACAGUCGUGAGUGGCAGUGUGUCAAAGCCUUUAUCGCCUAUGCCAUCCACUUCCUCUUCUGUUCCUUUGGGGUGGUCAACCGGGUCCGGCGUCCGGUGAGAAAGCGGACCGAGGAGAUUGCCGAUGCGGCUGGCAUCGAUGCGGUGCCCACCUUCCAGAUCUUCCGUGGAGAUGCUCAGGCGGUGUCUGUCAAACGGAGCACGGAUUUGGGAGUGGGGCGGAUCGGUGCCACGGUGCUGGAGGAGGUGGACCCGUCCACUAGCAGUUGGGUCACAGAGGCCGUGGCGCAUGCUCGAGCGCUUCUGGGCAGCAGGCCGCCGCCUCAAGGAGUACCAGAGGCUGCAGCCUUGCUGACGUCAAUUCUGCUGCGUGUUCCAGAUCUCUGGGAAGAAUUAGCAGAGGACACCUUGGUGGCCUUUGGCAAUGUGGCGCCCAGCGGAGAUGCCUCUGGGUGUGCCAGGAGCCGAAGUGGGGGCCCUGCAUUUGUUCCCGGACGAGAAGACCUCUCUGCACGAACGAGGCGUUUACUCCUGUCCAGUUUGGCACCAGUGGUUUGCCAGGGUGAAGACAAGGGGUCAUUGCCAGCAUCACUGGUUUCUUUGCUAUGUCUUCUUGGCGAGGCUGAAGCAGAUGAGGGCCGCUUCCUGGCGGCCUUUCGCACGCUGCGCCGUGCGCAGGCCAUGGCCCAAAAAGAUCAAGCUGGCAGUGAUCGAGCAGAGGCAGCUCUGCAGGGUCUGCGUGCUGCGGCACUGCAGAGAUGGCACUUCCAAAUGAUCAAUGAUGUUCCGCGUGGAGAGCAGUAUGGACGUGCAAUUGCCUCCGCGGUGUUGCAGCUCUCUCAGAGGCCGGAGGGCCGCAAGGAGGGUGUUAGAGCCUUGGACAUUGGUGCUGGCACUGGAUUGCUGUCAUUGAUGUGCGCUGGGCUCAAGGGUGUUCGAGAAGUACAUGCUUGUGAGAUGAAUGACGCGCUUUGCAGUGUCGCACAGGAGGUCAUUGCCUCCCAGAAGCACUCCUGCCCUGUUACCCUUCAUCCGGCAGUCAGCACUGCCUUGAAGCUGCCGAAGUUUGACCUCAUUUUCUGUGAGGUCUUUGAUGCUGGCCUUCUGGGUGAGCAUGCGCUGCCAACCAUCUUGCAUGCUCGCAAGGAACUUUUGAAAGCCGAUGGCUUGCUGAUCCCUGCGCGUGCGAGGAUCUUUGGACAGCUCGUGGAGGCGCCCCUGCUGCUGGAGCGCUUUCGCGUGGCCCAGUCCGCUGGAGUGCCGCUCAAAGGAGCCUAUCUUCGCAAUAGUGAGCGGUACACCUGCGAGACCAUGUCGGUUGUGCCUCAUGUGGCACUCACAGAGCCGGUGCAAUUGGUCUCCCUUGACUUUCAGGAGAUCGAGUACUUGUACAGCAACUUGGGCACCUGGAUCGAUCCACCUUUGGAGCUCCACGUGACGAAGGCUGGAGCAGCUCACGCGCUGGUCUAUUGGUGGGAACUUGACUUGGAUGCUGCGGGUGAAUGCCGAAUCCACACAUCACCCACAGGUGGCUCCGACUCCUGGGAACAAGCGGUGAAACCCUUGACCUUCUCCAUCGACCAAGCGCUGCACCUACACGAGGGUGAUCAAGUCCACUUGCACCUGCGUGUGCAGGCGGAUGGUCUUGAGGUCCUGCUGCAGGACGCAGAGGGCCACGCAAGCAGUCUUGAGGCACCAGAGCCCACCUGGCCGGACGUGGAGCUGGAAGAGGAAGAGUUACUCCGCUUCAACGACACGGAGCACUGGAAGGUGGUCCAGAGUGCUUUGGAACAUGCCUUUCACAGUUUGCCGGAGCAGCUUCCAGUGCAAGUUGUGGACAUUUCAGAGUCGCUGCCCGUGGCGCUGCUGUCACCUGUCAUUCACACCAGAGCCAGUGGAAUUGUUGCAGGUGUCAGCAGCAAAGCUGAGAAAGAGGUAAUGCAAUCUUUGUUGGCGCAUUCCGAGCUUCCGGCUGAGGUGCACUUGCUCCUUGCAUCUCCACAACAAGUGAUCCAGGCGGCAUUGCCUGCACCAUAUCCACCGGCCAAGGAUGGGCCGAGCGAAGAGACAUGGCCGGCGGCUGUCUUGGUGUGCGAGGACAUCGUCGGAGCCUCCGGACAUCUUCGAUCUGAGGCCCUCCAGGACUUGGCCCUGCUGUGGCGGAGCCUGGGAGGUCAGCUCAAGUCACGUGAGCUUCGAGUGGUGCCCGAGGCGAUCUCCUUGAAACUCCGUCUCAUUGAGAGCACAGAGUUGGAAAGGAGGACGCGAGUGGUGGAACGCCCUGGCGGAGUGGACGUCUCCGAAGUGAAUGCGUUGAGCGUGACAGAGUUUCUCAGCUUAGAGGAAUCCGUCCUGAAGCCCAAAUGGCUGAGUGCUGAGGUGGACGCCUUGACGCUUCCCUUAGCUUCCGCACUUCCGACAGCUUUGGCUGCUCUGAGCGCCAGAGGAAAGGAUGGGCAGCCCUUGCUACGGGUACGUCUGGUGGCGACCGCUGAGGGAAAGGUCAAUGGCAUCGUGGUGAGAUGCUUGUGGGCGAAAGCAGGCCUUGCUAUCGAGAAGCAAGCAGAUGGGAGGCUCGCCGGCAUCCUUUGGCCGAACGACGCGGUCAACAGAGCACCGGACUUGAAGGAUUUAAGCCUGGCGUGA
Messenger RNA from Durusdinium trenchii, 2874 nucleotides. The record is from the annotation of a GenBank genome assembly. Lineage: Eukaryota; Dinophyceae; Suessiales; Symbiodiniaceae.